AUGCAUGCAAAAUGGAGCUACGAGCAGAAAGUUAUAGCAGGUCAAACAUGUGCACAUGAUGUUGAAAAUCUGGGACUUAGAAGAAAAUAUACCCUCCGAAACUGGACGGGGUCGUGCGGGACGGAGAGAUCCGGUUCGGGCGCGGGGCGUUUGGAUGACCGUGUUGGUGGAUCUGAUCCACCUUCCGGUGGAUCCGGCGACGACUACUCCGGCGAGCUCCUGCCGGCGACGAGACGCCGGCGCGGCGAAGCUGGAGGAGGCCGGCAAGGGGGCGAGGCGGAUCCGGGCGCGCCUGUCCGGAUCUGGCCGGAGGAGAUCCGGCGGCGGCGAGCUCCCGACGAGGGAGUCCGCGGCGACCGGCGGCGAAGGGCGGACGGAGGCAAGGCGACGGGCGCCGGCGGGAUCCGUGGGGACGACGCGGGCGCCGGGCCGCGGGGUCCUGGGGGGCGGCGCGGCGCACCCCGGCGACGAACGGGCGGCGGCGGCGCAUCAGAGUGGGUGGCGGCGGGCGGAGGUCGCCGGCGCGGGGGCAAGGCGCUCGGGCCCGGGAGGCGCACGGGCCAGGCGGCGGAGAUCCGGGCCUGCGGGAGGGCGGCGGCGCUGACUCGGGCCGGGAGGGCCCCGCGUGGGCUCGGCGGGCCGGCGGCGGUGACGUUGCCCGACGCUAAUGGCUUGGGGCGGCGGCUGGACAUGUCCGGCGCGGCGGAGAUGCGUCCGGUGGCGCGGAGGGAGUGGUGCUACGGUUUCAACCGUGAAUUUGGAGGGGAGGGACUAAUAUAUAGGUAG
Molecule: messenger RNA, 786 nt
Organism: Aegilops tauschii subsp. strangulata
Lineage: Eukaryota; Viridiplantae; Streptophyta; Magnoliopsida; Poales; Poaceae
Source: RefSeq, a predicted model, not a curated record